AUGGAUGACUACUCUAACAAUUAUGAGGAUGGCUAUGAGGAGUACGAGGAGGAGGAUGACGACGUCAUCACAGCGGAGGAUUGCUGGACUGUCAUCUCAUCAUUCUUUGAGCUGAAGGGCUUGGUGUCGCAACAGCUCGACUCUUACAACGAUUUCACAAAUCACACUCUUCCGCAAAUCGUCAAGGACAACGGCCGCAUUACGUUGGAUCAAAACGCGCCUCAAAGUAACGAGGACGAAGAGUUUCCGAUUAUCAAGAGAAGAUACGAGGUCACCUUUGGCAACGUAACCAUGACUUAUCCCACCGUUACCGAGAGCGAUGGAACUACGAGCCCUCUGUAUCCACACGAAGCCCGUCUUCGUAAUCUGACAUACUCCAGCGCGAUCCGAUCUAAAAUAUAUACGAAAGUACUGGUGGCAAGAGAACGUCCCGUAGGUGAAGAUAAUGAAGACGGCGAUAUGGAGGGUGUAGAGACUCAGCGAACCGGGGGUACCGAAUUAGUUUGGGAAACGGAGAGCCAGCCUGAGCCUGCAAGCGUGUUCAUCGGCAAGCUACCUAUCAUGUUGAAGUCAGAGCUCUGUUCUCUCUCCGGUCAAGGAGAUGAGCAUCUGUAUAUGCAUAUGGAGUGCCCAUAUGAUCAAGGUGGUUACUUUGUAAUCAACGGAUCCGAAAAAGUCUUGAUCGCGCAAGAGCGUAGCGCAGCGAACAUUGUACAGGUUUUCUCCAAAAAGGGCAGCUCAACACCAUGGGUAGCUGAGAUUCGUAGCGCAGUGGAGAAAGGCUCCAGACUGAUUUCAACAAUGUCUGUCAAAUGGUCGGAAAACUCGACCUUGGCAAAUAAAGAGCAUGGCCCGUACCUUUACGCGACACUACCAUACAUCCGCUCUGACGUUCCGAUCGCGAUCGUGUUCAGAGCCCUAGGUUUUGUUUCCGACCAAGAUAUUCUCAACCACAUUUGCUUCGACAGCAAUGACACGCAGAUGUUAGAGCUACUUAAGCCAUCAAUUGAUGAGUCAAUAUAUAUACAGGACAAAGAGUCUGCGCUGGACUGGAUUGCCAAGCGUGGGAGCAAUAACACUGGAACGAAGGACAGGCGAAUUCGUUACGCACGUGAUAUAAUGCAAAAGGAAUUCUUGCCACACAUCUCUCAAGAGGAAGGUUCAGAAACAAAGAAGGCUUUCUUCCUUGGUUACAUGAUACAUCGUUUGAUGCAGUGUGUUUUAGGUCGACGCGACGAGGACGACAGAGACCACUUUGGCAAAAAGCGUCUUGAUUUGGCCGGCCCGCUAAUCGCCAACCUAUUCCGCUAUCUUUUCCAAAAGCUGACGAAGGAAGUCUUCCAAUAUCUACAAAAGUGCGUCGAGACUGGCAAGGAUUUUAAUCUCCAACUAGCCGUCAGAUCUACCACCAUCUCGAAUGGUCUGAGGUACUCCCUUUCUACGGGUAAUUGGGGAGACCAGAAAAAGGCUGCAUCCGCGAAAGCAGGUGUAUCGCAGGUGUUGAAUCGGUACACAUACGCUUCUACACUAUCGCAUUUACGACGAACCAACACACCCAUUGGACGUGAUGGCAAGCUUGCCAAGCCACGUCAACUGCACAAUACUCACUGGGGACUGGUCUGCCCCGCGGAAACGCCCGAAGGACAAGCUUGCGGGCUGGUCAAGAAUUUGGCGCUGAUGUGUUAUGUCAGUGUCGGCUCUGAGCCAGAACCCAUCGUCCAAUACUUGCAGGACGAGUCAAUGGAGCUUCUCGAGGAGUACGAUCCGGUCCACUUUCCCACGGCCUGCAAGUUUUUCGUUAACGGUGUAUGGGUUGGUGUCCAUACGCAGCCAGCAGGACUCGUCAGGAAAAUCAUCCAGCAAAAACGGUUUGGUCCUCUUAUCCCUGAAAUCAGUUUGGUACGAGAUCUACGAGAAAACGAGUUCAGAGUGUUCACAGACGCUGGUCGGGUAUGUAGACCAUUGUUCGUUGUUGAUAACGACCCACGAAGUCCCAAUAGAGGAAGACUCACAUUGAACAAAACGCACAUCCAGACUCUAUUGGAUGAACGAGAGGAGGCCGCCAUGAUGACACCACGACAGAAACAAGAGGCUGGUGUAGGAUGGGCAGGUCUACUGCGACAAGGUGUUGUCGAAUACGUUGAUGCGGACGAAGAAGAGAUGGCCAUGAUCGUUAUGACUCCUGAGGACCUGGAAGAUCAUCUUCGUGCAAGACAAGGUAUCAAGGUCUAUCAAGAUGACGAGGAAACACACAAGCGUCUCAAGACCAAGCCGAAUCCCUCGAUCAGAACUUUCACCCACUGCGAGAUCCAUCCUAGCAUGAUCCUAGGCAUUUGUGCCAGUAUCAUUCCAUUCCCUGAUCACAACCAAUCUCCUCGUAACACAUACCAAUCUGCCAUGGGCAAGCAAGCUAUGGGAGUCGCCCUUACUAACUUUGAGCUUCGUCUCGACACGAUGAUGAACGUUCUUUACUACCCACAGAAACCUCUCGCUACUACUAGAUCCAUGGAAUACCUGCGUUUCCGAGAACUGCCGGCAGGGCAGAAUGCCAUCGUCGCGAUUGCUUGUUACUCUGGAUAUAAUCAAGAAGAUUCCGUCAUCAUGAAUCAGAGCAGCAUUGAUCGUGGUCUUUUCCGAAGUCUGUUCUACCGCACGUACAUGGACCAGGAAAAGCGUGUAGGAUUCCACACCAUCGAGAGCUUUGAGAAGCCACAACGGGGUGACACGAUACGGCUGAAACAUGGGACGUAUGACAAGCUCGAUGAUGAUGGUGUGGUUGCUCCUGGUGUCCGUGUUUCUGGCGAGGAUAUAAUCAUUGGCAAGACUGCACCGAUCGCACCAGAUGCAGAGGAGCUUGGCCAGCGGACUAAACUCCAUGUGAAGCGCGAUGUUUCAACGCCGCUACGUAGUACCGAGAAUGGAAUCGUCGACAAGGUCAUGGUCACGACCAACUCAGAAGGUAACAAGUUCAUUAAAGUCCGCACGCGAACUACCAAGGUUCCCCAGAUUGGUGACAAGUUCGCAUCUCGUCAUGGUCAGAAAGGUACAAUUGGUAUUACGUACCGCCAGGAAGACAUGCCCUUUACCCGCGAAGGUCUCACACCAGAUCUCAUCAUCAACCCACACGCCAUUCCAUCUCGUAUGACGAUUGCCCAUCUAAUCGAGUGUCUUUUAUCCAAAGUUGGCUCCCUCCGCGGCUCGGAAGGAGACGCCACACCGUUCACAGACGUUACCGUCGAGUCCGUCUCCCAACUACUCCGCGCAGAAGGCUACCAGAGCCGUGGCUUUGAGGUCAUGUACCAGGGCCACUCGGGCAGGAAAAUGAUGGCGCAAGUAUUCCUUGGCCCAACAUACUAUCAACGUCUCCGGCACAUGGUCGACGAUAAGAUCCAUGCUCGUGCUCGCGGGCCAGUGCAAAUUCUCACUCGCCAGCCCGUGGAAGGUCGCGCAAGAGACGGUGGUUUACGAUUCGGAGAGAUGGAACGUGAUUGCAUGAUUUCACAUGGAGCAGCGUCGUUCUUGAAAGAACGUCUAUUUGAGGUCUCGGAUGCAUACCGUGUACAUGUGUGCGAGAUCUGUGGGUUGAUGACUCCUGAAGCCAACCUUAAGAAAAUGCAGUUCUACUGCCGUAAUUGCAAGAACGCGACGCGUAUCGCCCAGGUUCAUAUUCCGUACGCCAUGAAACUUCUUUUCCAGGAACUGAUGUCGAUGAACAUUGCACCGCGGAUGUAUACGACACGGUCAGGCAUUAGCGUCAGAGACACGUGA
Molecule: messenger RNA, 3768 nt
Organism: Pseudovirgaria hyperparasitica
Lineage: Eukaryota; Fungi; Ascomycota; Dothideomycetes; Acrospermales; Acrospermaceae
Product: beta and beta-prime subunits of DNA dependent RNA-polymerase
Exons: 3
Coding region: 1-3768 (1255 amino acids)
Biological process (GO): DNA-templated transcription
Cellular component (GO): RNA polymerase II, core complex
Molecular function (GO): DNA binding; ribonucleoside binding; DNA-directed RNA polymerase activity
Source: RefSeq, a predicted model, not a curated record